CUCUUGAAUUAGAUUGGAUCCAAUCGGCGCACUGCCAAUCAAAUUUGGCCCACAUGCCUGUGCUGGUCUGGCCCCUGUUAACAUGCAACGAAUUCCUUCGCUCCCCCAGAAAAAAAGUGCCCCUCGAGCCUGUGCGACUUGCACCGACUUCGAGAGGAGACGCAACAUCAGGCCAGCCUCAAUGUGUCCAUGGCGGAGAACUAUCCUACUCUCGCGCAAUGCGCGAUAGUGGCUUCGGCCUUCAAAAUCCUUCUAUUCCCAGCUUACAAAUCAACAGACUUCGAAGUUCAUCGCAAUUGGCUGGCAAUCACCAACAGCCUCCCUCUCUGGGAGUGGUACUACGAGAAAACCUCGGAAUGGACCCUUGAUUACCCACCUUUUUUCGCCUACUUCGAAUGGAUCCUCUCCCAGGUAGCGAAGCUGGUAGACCCGGCCAUGCUUCGCAUCUACAAUCUUGAGUACGACAGCUGGCGGACUGUUUACUUCCAGAGGUUUACCGUCAUUAUAACCGAGUUGCUUCUCGUAUAUGCGCUGCAGAUGUUCGUGGACUCAUCAAGGGGCGGUUCGAAGCGUGCAGCGCAAGCCGCAGCGAUCUCUGUCUUGCUCUCUCCGGGGCUGCUGAUCAUCGACCACAUACAUUUCCAAUAUAACGGUUGCAUGUAUGGCAUCCUAAUCGCGUCACUCGUCUUGGCCCGAAAGAAGUCAACCUUGCUUGGAAGUGGGCUCAUUUUUGCGACCCUGUUGUGCAUGAAACACAUCUACCUAUACCUGGCGCCGGCAUAUUUCGUUUUCCUGCUUAGGGUCUACUGUCUAUCGCCCAAGUCCGUCUUCAGGAUUCAGUUACUGAACUGCAUCAAACUGGGAGCAGGGAUAGUCGUAAUCUUCGGCAUCGCUUUUGGCCCUUUCGCGUUGAAGAAGCAGAUCCCUCAGAUCCUCAGCAGGCUCUUCCCCUUUGCCCGGGGGCUAUGCCAUGCGUACUGGGCGCCAAAUGUCUGGGCCAUGUACUCCUUCAUGGACCGAGUGCUGAUCCUUCUGGCACCACGGAUGGGUCUGUCUGUCAAGGCUGAUGCUCUGCAGAGCGUUACACGUGGCCUCGUCGGUGACACCUCCUUUGCCGUGUUGCCGGAUAUCAGCCCGAGGAUGUGCUUCCUCUCGACACUUGUACUUCAGGCCAUCCCCUUGCUCAAGCUCUUCUUCCAGCCAACUUGGGACAACUUCGUCGGGGCGGUGACGCUCUGUGGCUACGCAUCCUUCUUAUUCGGCUGGCACGUCCACGAAAAGGCUAUCCUGCUGGUCAUCAUACCUUUCAGUCUCAUUGCGCUGAAAGACCGCCGCCACCUCAGCGCCUUCCGGCCACUGGCAGUUGCGGGCCAUGUGUCGCUGUUUCCCCUGCUCUUCACGCCGGCGGAAUUCCCGAUCAAGACCGUCUACACGGUCUUCUGGCUGAUGUUAUUCCUCAUGGUGUUUGACCGCCUGGCACCGGCGUCCAACAGUCGGCGAUUUUUCCUCGACAGAUUCAGCACCUUCUACAUCGCAGUCAGCAUCCCCUUGAUCCUGUACUGCUCGAUGAUCCACAGGAUUGUUUUCGGGAAGCGCUAUGAAUUUUUGCCCUUGAUGUUUACCAGUUCAUACUCGGCGAUAGGGGUUGUGGGCAGCUGGGUGGGCUUCCUCGUCGUCUACUUUACGUCGUAGACGGGUUGAACCCAAAUAUGGCGGGGUAGAGAGGCAUAUUGGGCAUCCAGCUAGCUCUUGCCAUGUAUUUCAACCCAAAUACAAAGUAAUUACAAUAUUGUCUAACCUGGGUAAGGUCUUAGC
Messenger RNA from Phialemonium atrogriseum, 1815 nucleotides. RefSeq names its product glycosyl transferase. The record is from RefSeq and is a predicted model, not a curated record. Gene Ontology annotation, biological process: protein N-linked glycosylation. Gene Ontology annotation, cellular component: endoplasmic reticulum membrane. Gene Ontology annotation, molecular function: dolichyl pyrophosphate Glc1Man9GlcNAc2 alpha-1,3-glucosyltransferase activity. The transcript is spliced from 3 exons. The coding region runs from base 190 to 1692 and encodes 500 amino acids. Lineage: Eukaryota; Fungi; Ascomycota; Sordariomycetes; Cephalothecales; Cephalothecaceae.